UCAGUGUUUUCGGCAGUGUAAAAGUAUGUGUGCAUGAAGCCGCGUGUAUAGUACGUAAUAGAGGAAUAAAGACUGGUAUGAAAAGGUGACAAUGCCAUGUAUAGUAAUACCACAACUGCUUCUACUAUCAUUAUUAUUUUGAAUAGCACUCCAUAAUGAUAUACUUCAGUACCGUGACUAGGUCAAAGACGGUGAGUGUGAACAAUUCGCUACUACCCGCUGAUGCUACAAUGUGCGGUGCUAAGAAGAAACGGAUGCUGAGAGAUUAAAAAGUGCCAUCGCGACAAACGAUUGAACAGAUGCUACCUGGUUGUGGCGCUUGGAACUACAGGCCUGAUCAAAAAAAUAGAAUAAAAAUAGUGAUUACAGUUGAGGCAGCAGCAAUAGCAAUAUUAAUAUUAGCAAUAGUAAUAUUAAUUAGGAAAAAAAAAGAAGAAAACGUCUUGAACAGGUGCUGCUCAUACGGGAAAUGCUCCUGUGGGCUACUGUCGCGCUUGGGACCGUUGUCACCUGGUGUUGCGCCUGUGAGUACGAGAGAAUUUUUGGUUGUGCGUCAGGACUUCAAAAGGAACUUGCCUCAACCCGCUUUGUUGUCACUGUUCGUCAGCUCAACACGUACUGUGAUAGUAUGGAAAAGACCCAUCGAUGUAUCUUGGAGGAAACCCAGUCGUGUCAGAUCGAUGUAAGGGCAGCUUACGCGCAGGCUGUCAAAGCAGAGCAGCUUGUUAUCCGCGAUCUUUGUCGGCCGGGGCUUUUUCAGGAUGAGUACUUAAAAGAGGCGCACUGCAUAUCGGCAAUUUACUCGGAAAAGACUGACGGGCCGUGUCGAAAGCCUUACUCGAAGCUACUGGCAGCCGCGUUUGACGGGUCAUCUAUCUCGCAAUUCGUGAGAAUCAAAAAGAACUCUUCUAAAAGUAUCGCCACCUCAGCAUCAGAUCCCGCUGCACUUUUAUACAAUCUGUGUUGUGCGUAUUACGCUGUGUAUGAAUGUACGCAAGUGCAUGCUGGCCGCUGCGGGGGACGCAGCUUCAGCAAAAACUUACUGCGCCAAAUCUAUCAGGGUCUAGACCACAACUGUCGUCCCUUCAAAACGCUCUGUAACCAGCUACCAUCAAGCAACUCUCGACUUCCCGGUCAAGACACGAAACAACAUAGCGCGAAAAAUGGUCACCAUACGAUUAUGCAUACAUCGCUGGCAGAAACUAUACGAUCAGUCGUGCUUGGCAUUAUUGUUUCACUUACGUCGAUGCUAUGGGCCCUCGGAGGCCUCGUUACGACCACGUAACGAACCCACAAUUUAGAAGAGUUGAGUCAAAGAGUAUAUAUACAUAUGUAUUUUAUCGUUUAUUACGAUGAACCUACCAUGAAGGUAAAUAAAGUAACGACUCAACUAUAGGUGUGUUAUUUGCACCAAAAAUACCUCAAUAUGUACGCGUGAGAAGAAUCUUCCAUCCAAUCUACCGAAUAGAACACGAUGAACUUCUUGAGUGCUCAAUUUUACAAAAGAAACACACUUGCACGUUAGCUACCUUUUUCUAAUGACUAUUAUUUUUACGGUUAUUUUAAAAAUAAAACUAUUUAUCACAGAUGCUAAUGAGCAUAGUGAUGAAACCUAAAAGGGACGCGACUAGUAUUUCUACUUGCUUUGCCAGGCGCUGACUCAAUAUGAGCCAAUCAUUUAUUUUGUGAGCAGCUUAAACACCUCCACAUCUUGUAUUCUUAACGUUACUAAAGAGACAUAAUAUGAUACUCAACUUUAUGUCGCGGGAUCCAAGUCCUGUACACAGGCAAUGCGUAUGAGAAACGGUAACGACGUAUGGUUGAGGAAAUAGCUUAAAAGUUACCAAGAGAAACUUAAGGGCUGUGUGUUAUAGGAAGGAACAGAAUCCGUUAAUUUCUAAAGAUAACCUUGUGCUGCGACCCGAGUGUUAAGGCCUCACCUUCAAGUACACUUCACUUCAAAAGAAAACUUGUUUUGUAUUUUCUAACUAUUUAUUCAUUUGUCGAGUCAGCGCAAUGUAGUCUUCUACUUAAACGUGCCUUGCCGAUAUCAAGAAACGAGCUCCUUUCUGAGAUAUAUAUAUAUAUAUAUAUAUAUAUCAGGAAAGAACACCAUGUUGAAAUAUAUGGUUUUUUGACAAUUAACAGUAAAAACUACAUCGCAUAUUUUUACAUGGAAAAACGUAUUUGAUUUCCACAUAAAUGAAAUAAAAGCAGUAUUCAUAUGAUGUUUUUAUAUCUAUCAAGAGGCUACCAUGGUUGACUAGGUCGUUAGUCGAAAGCACACGACACAUCGGCAAGUGGUCUAGAGCUUUCAUGUCUAGACCGCGUUAGAGUUAGCAGUUAUUUAUUAUUCGGUUGGCCUUGACACUCGGUUAUCGCUACCGAUUCUGUUGAGGUUUGCGCUACGGCGGCGCCCCUUGCAAAUUUGGCAUUCUUGUUGUGACGCCCCACGACCCCGCAACAUCACAACGAUCUCUUGCGAUUCUAGUAUCUUCGCACUCUCGCCCACUGCCGUCAAACUAUAUAUUUUCAGACGCCUUUUUAGUCGGGUCUUUCUCCUAUCGACUAGUCCUUCGAGGCUAAACCCCCCUUCCGUCCUUUACUUCAGCGCAGUCCAGUGUGACCUGAUGCCCCUAGAGUGCUAACGGUUGUACCAAAAGUGUUUUGCUUGUAUAAAAAAUUUGAUCACCAAUCACUUCUGCAAGUUGGGUCGGAAGCAGACUGAGUAUAUAUAUUCAUUGCGAUGAGGUUGGGCUGGGAAAAAGUCUUUAAUAAAACCAACGCAUAAUUGAUUUUAAAAGUCAGCGCAGGGCAACAGUAUAGUGAAUUUUUUUCACACACAUACGUCUGUGUAUUAAGGUGUACACCAUUUAUACGACUAUUGUGAGCGUUCCUGUCGAUAAAAAAGCAUGACCUCUUCGGACAAAUACAAAAAACUGCCACUGUCUGUAUAGUGGCCAUACGAUCAAAUGCAUUUUCUUCCAUUCGACAAACAUAACUCCAUUUCGUGUUAACAAAUAUCCGCUCAGCGGAGAAAAACCUUGUACAGCUGUUACACUGACACGCGAUAUUUGAACAAAAAAGAAAAGAAAAACAUACUUUAUAGACGAAGAUGAUCAUAUCGAGGAUUGAAUAGGUUACGUGAGAACGCCCCGUAAAUGCGGACAUUACUGCAAAUGAUAAGUUAUUAAACUGGGCAGCGUGAUGAUCGUCGCCGUACCGUAAGGGCCAGUGUGCCAAUGUAAUCAAUAUAGAGGGGGCGAACUAGAUUUGGUUGAAGUAGCAUUUUUUACUCGGUCCAUAUUAUUCGAAUAGAAACGUAGACGAUCACAUAUCUACGAAAAAUUUAUGAAAAUCGGGUACUUAUAGAAGUGGAUGUUCCCGUAUUGAAAAUGAUGAACAAAUUAAAUGUCAAUAAAUAAAAUAAAACAAACGAUAAAUGUGAUACCCUACCUCGUCGAAUCCAGCGCAUAUCAAUGGAGCUAUAAAAAAUAUGGA
This is a messenger RNA of Varroa destructor (honeybee mite), 3501 nucleotides long. RefSeq lists its product as uncharacterized. NCBI's taxonomy places the organism in Eukaryota, Metazoa, Arthropoda, Arachnida, Mesostigmata, Varroidae. The record is from RefSeq and is a predicted model, not a curated record.